UCUUGUGAAAUGACUCCUCUCUCAAUGUGAUCACACGUUGUAAAUAUUUUUGUUAAUGCUCGAGCCUGGAUCGUAACGUAGGCCAUCCUUAAACACGAAAAUGGAGGCCUUUCGCAGCCACAAACUCUUAGCUGUCCUGGUGCUGUUAUCCAUUAGUUACCUCGCUGUUGAUGCAGAUAAACCAAAACCAACCAAAAAACCAACAACACCAAAGGUUACGACGCCCAAACCUACAAAACCGCCAACACCACCAGCUGAAGGAAAAGACUAUUACGUCACAUUGAAAAUUCUUGGGCAAGAAUGCAGUGCUGAUUUAACCAAUGUUGCAAGUGCAAAAUUCCAGGAACUCAGAGGAAAACUCUACGAUGCUACCCUUCAAAUGUACGCAAACUACGACUAUUAUCAAGAUUUGCUUGCACUAAGCUUCGAGUGUACUGAGGGAGGAAUUUUGGCACACUUUGCCAUUCGAUUCACAAAGAAGGCAAAAGGCCACAUGAAUAUCUUUUCCCAAGCAGUUCAAGCUGGCAAAAUUGGUGAACUUGAGAUUCAACCAAGCUACAUUGAAGUCACCGACCUCGACCAGAAUCUCCUCGUUGGAGGAGCCCCAGCCGGAGCAGCUUGUAUGGGAGGAUGCCCACAGACCUGUGCCCCAGCAUGCGAUGCAUCAUGCUGCGGAGGUGAACAAGGAAACGAGCAGACCAUUUAUGUCCCAGUUCCAAUGGCCCAACCUAUGCCACCUCCACCACCACCCGCACCAGCUGGCUGCGCAGUAGGAUGUCCCUCUACAUGUGCACCAACCUGCACACCAACUUGUUGCUUCGUACAAAAGAGAUGGCUCGCAAAAAAGGCUAAGGCCCAGACAAAGAGCAAAGUCAAUCCCGUCAAUAGAGUAUUCCGACCCCAAUUCUAAACUAUGGACAUAUGACUUCACGAUGUUCCAAAAUGUAACUUUUAAUAUCAAGUGAUUUUCAGGACUAUUCCAUGUACAUUUGGAAAUGGCAUAGUCUAUAACAAUAUGAUUUGAUAAAAAGACAGUUAUAAAUUCCCCUUGACUUUUGCAAAUAACCCACCCUAGCGUUUCAUUUACACAAACCACUGUUUUGUGUGUCAGAUAUAGAGUUUGAAAAUGUCAUCUAAAAUGCAAAAGUAAGACUAAAAUCUGUUGGCUCCUUCACAUUUCAAAUAGCGCAGCCGAUGAUUUCAUUUAUAGAACGAGUGAACAGACACUGAAAGCCUUUUUCUUUCCUCUUAGUUUCAUAAUUCUUAGAAUCUUCUUCUGAAUACAAAACAGUGGCAAUUUGAAAUAUUUUCUCCAACUUCUUUUGUUUAUGAACUUUAUCAUACUUGACUUUUCAUUUUGGAAAAAGCACUGUUUAUAGUUUUAUUGGAAGAUCUUGACUUUGUACUUACCCAUGUUUGACAAAGACAGUAGCAAAGGUCAAAGGCCAAUUGAUAAAAGGUGAAAGGCCAAUGACGUAAAUUGUUUGUAAAUCUUAGGAUUUUGUUCGGUAUUGUUCGUUUUAUUUUCAUGUAGUGAAA
Rhopilema esculentum is the source of this 1539-nucleotide messenger RNA. RefSeq lists its product as uncharacterized. Lineage: Eukaryota; Metazoa; Cnidaria; Scyphozoa; Rhizostomeae; Rhizostomatidae. The record is from RefSeq and is a predicted model, not a curated record.